This is a messenger RNA of Vicia villosa (hairy vetch), 3071 nucleotides long. RefSeq names its product protein FAR1-RELATED SEQUENCE 5-like. The transcript has 5 exons. Bases 477 to 2762 code for a protein of 761 amino acids. The record is from RefSeq and is a predicted model, not a curated record. Gene Ontology annotation, molecular function: zinc ion binding. Lineage: Eukaryota; Viridiplantae; Streptophyta; Magnoliopsida; Fabales; Fabaceae.
AUUAUAGGGGAUUAUUUUUACACACUGUAAAAAAAGUAUUUUUACUUUUCUGAAUAGUAUGUUUCGUACAUUCUAGUUUGUCAUUAUAUAGUUUAAGUCUCUCCAUGUUUCUCACUUUCCAGUUUGAAUUUUUCCGCCGUCGCCGUUUGCAAAGAGAAACACCGCAACUCUUCUUCCACACCGCAACCCUUCCUCUUAACUUUCACUUCAACACAACAUAUUUAACAUUGCGAGAACGACCGCUGCAACACAGUUUUAUCACCGCCACGAGAUCCACCAUCGCAACCUAACUUAUUUACCGCCCCGAGAGUCACCACUGCGACACAGCUUAUUUACCGUUGUGAGAACCACCGUUGCAACACAACCUAUUUAUUACUGCGAGAGCCACUCCACUCGUAGUCAAAUUCUCAAUAAUCCAAUUUUAAUCGGAAAUAGAGAAAGAACAACAAUACCAUUUUCGAAUAGUUAUAGGUGGUAUGGAGGGACUAAAAGAUGUGUCAACGGAAGUGGUUGAUGAAACAGGUGAGACUACUGUUGAUGAUAUUAGUGCUGAGGAUGGAGAAACCAUUGAAAAUAUUAUAAAUAUUGAUAGUAUGGAGGAUAUUCUUAGUAUGGACUUGAAAAGACUAAGUCCCCACGAGACAAGAAAAAUUCAAUUUUCAAGUUUGGACAUGGCUUAUGCGUUCUACAACCAGUAUGCUAAAAUGAACGGGUUUGCAGUUCGCAAGAGUAAGAUCCUUCGAAGCAAGAAAGGAGAAACAUUACAGCGGACAUUUGUUUGUCACAGGCAGGGGUUUAGGGAGGAUAGAGGUUUAACAAUAGAAAAUCGCAAGCGUGAGCGUAAACCUGAUACUCGGUGUGGAUGUGAAGCAAAAUUUCGAGUGCAUAUAGACAUGUUCUCACAAUGUUGGUGGAUAACAGUUUUUAACGAUCGGCACAACCAUGAUCUUUUACAUGAAGAGUACCAUGGAAUGCUAGCUUCACAUAGAAAAAUGGAAGAUUCAGAUAUAAUGCAGAUGAACGACAUGUUGAAGGUUGGUAUAAGACCGUCUCAAUUCUAUGGUUCGUGUGCCAACCAAUCAGGAGGGUAUGAAAAAAUAGGGUUUCGUAGGAAAGAUAUAUAUAAUCAGAUAGGAAAGCAACGCCUUUUGCAACGAUGUGAUGGUAAAAAUGCUUUGCACUAUCUUCAUGGACUGGCAUCUGAUGACCCGAUGAUGUUUUAUCGCCACACUGUUGAUGGAGAAGGUAGGCUUGAACACCUUUUUUGGUGCGAUGGUAUAAGCCAAAUGAAUUUCAAAGUUUUUGGCGAUGUGUUGGCAUUUGAUGCAACAUAUGGGACGAACAAAUACCAUUGCCCUUUAGUGGUGUUUUCCGGAGUUAAUAACCAUAAUCAUAAUAUUAUAUUUGGUGGUGCCAUUGUUGCAAAUGAAAAAGAAGAAACGUAUGUGUGGGUUCUUGAACAAUUUUUGGAAGCAAUGUCAGGUAAGUCGCCUAUAUCUGUCAUUACUGAUGGUGAUCUUGCAAUGAAGAAAGCUAUAAAAAGGGUGUUUCCGAAUGCUUAUCAUAGGUUGUGUGCUUGGCAUCUAAUUCGCAAUGCAAUGUCUAACAUUGGAGUUCCUGAAUUUGUUGGUCAGUUUAGGAAAUGCAUGUUGGGUGACUAUGACUUGGGUGAGUUUCGGCGCAAGUGGGCUGACAUGAUUGACACAUUUGGGUUGCAUGACAACAAGUGGGUUACUGAACUGUAUGCAAAGAGAAAUAUGUGGGCUACAGCGCAUAUACGUGGCAAAUUUUUUGCCGGGUUCAGAACUACCUCCCGGUGUGAGGGGUUACAUUCAGAAAUGGGAAAGUUUCUUCACUCACGAUAUAAUUUGACUAAUUUUUUAUUACAUUUUCAUCGGUGCCUUAAUUACAUGCGUUAUAAGGAGGUUGAAGAUGAUCUUGCAUCAAAUUACGGAGAUCGUGUGCUACAAACGAGAUUCCAAAGCUUGGAGCGUUGCGCUGGCAAGUUAUUUACUAAGGAAAUAUUCUUUAUGUUUCGUGAUAUUCUUGCAAAGUCUGCAGAGAUGGUUGUGGCAACAUGCAAUCAAACUUAUACAUGCUUUAUAUACACAGUUCGCAAGUACCAAGCGUCAAAAAGGGAGUGGAACGUAUCAUUCUAUCCUGAUGAUGACGUGUUUAAAUGUUCUUGCAAGAAGAUGGAAUCAUUUGGCCUCCCGUGUGAGCAUAUUAUUGCACUAUUGAUAUUUUUAGAUGUCGCAGAAUUACCAAAGUCUCUGGUGGCAGAUCGGUGGACAAAGAACGCGAAGGAAGAGAUAUGUAGAACAAAUAAGCAUCUUCCAAAAUAUUGGGAUUCACACAAGUCGUCGAGAUAUUCUGCUCUUAUGUUUCGAUAUAUGCGUUUGAGCAAAUUAGUAAGUGAGAAUGGUGAUGAUUUCGAUGAUCAUAUGAAACAGGCUGCUGCUGAUAUCCAAAAAAUGGAAGCAAAAAGGGGCUUACAUGAUGAUGGACCCACAAAUUCAAGUGAACUUGUCCAGGAGACACUGAAGGAUCCUGCUCUAGCUAGAACUAAAGGAUGCGCUGGCGAUUCUUCAUCACGUCAGAAAAAAAGGAAGCGGACUCAGUGUUCUAUUUGCGGAAAAUUUGGCCAUAACAAGCAAACAUGUUCAUUUCCUCGACAUAAUGCUAACACGAAAAAUUCGUCACUCGGAGAUUUUCACAACAUUGAAUUCAGUGAUGACUCUUUGCAUAACGAUCUUGAUUGAAUUGUAAAAGCGCAUCUAUAAGUGUGAAAACGGAUGCACCUGGAAUGUUAAAAUUGGUCAUGCAAGAUGAUUCAAGAAAUUCGUAGAAUUCUUUCACUGGCUAUUGGAUCUCAAUUCAUUUCUUUUCUGUUUGUUUUUAUUAAAAUAUUUUGUUGCAUGGAUGAUGUAUUUGUUCCCCACUUGAUGAUAGUUACGUAUUUCAGUUGUGCCUUUUCUAUCUGAUAGCAUUUGAUCUGUUAGUUUGGUUAUACAUGCAUUUGUAGUGUGGACUACUCAUGUACUUAAUAAAUUAAAUUUUAUUUUAUUAAA